AUGCAAGAAAAAUAUUACCCAUCUGGUGAUAUUAACACUGCUCAGACUUUAGCUGCCAUUGGUUCCAUUCUAGAUUGUCAAAAGAAGUACGAUGAACCCCUGGAUUUCUAUCAAAAAGCACUGACAAUUCAAGAAAGAUAUCAUCCAUCAGAUCAUUUCGACAUUGCUAAAAGUUUAAUUGAUGUUGGUAAUGUUUUAAGCAGUCAAAGCAAGCAUGAUGAAGCUCUGGAGUUCUUUAAACGAGCAACCACUAUUCUAGAGAAAGGUUAUCCCUCAAAGAGUGACGAUAUUGCUUUCAGCCUAAGAAAGAUUGGAUUCAUCCUAAAUAUACAAGGAAAGUUCGAUCAAGCCAUUCAGUCCUACAAAUCUGCAAUUCAAAUUCAAGAAGAAUAUUCCCCCUCUUCACUCGAUCAAAUUGCCAUUAGUUUAUGCUCCAUUGGUGCCAUUUUAGAUAGUCAAAAUAAGUACGAUGAAGCUCUUGAUUUCUAUCAACAAUCGCUUACGAUGCUGAAACAAUAUCAGCCGUCUGGCAAUGCUGAAAUUGCAAGUACAUUUUCUCAAAUUGGUAGUACACUAAGACUGAUGAGGAAGCAUGAUGAAGCUCUUGAUUUUUACAAGCGUGCACUUUCUAUUGAAGAGAAAUGUUAUUCUCACUCUCCUAAUCGCAUUGCUCAGCGCCUCACUCUAAUUGGAGAUAUUUUCGGUGCCGUCAAAAAUUAUGAUGAAGCUCUAGACUACUAUCACCAGGCACUCGUAAUCCAAGAGAAACACUAUCGUACUGAUCAUAUCGAUAUUGUUAUGAGUCUUAAAGGUAUUGGAAAUGUGCACUAUUACAAAGGCCGCUUUGAUCGUGCUAUCGAGUAUAAGAAAAAGUCUCUUCGAAUGCAAGAACAACUACUGCCACGUAAUCAUCCAGACAUCGCCUGGAGCCUAUUCGAUUUGGGUGCUACAUAUGACCAUAUACGUGAAUACUCAUUCGCACUUGAUUACAAACUAAAAGCUUUAAUGAUGCGAAGAAAAUGUUUUCCACGGAAUCAUCAACAAGUGGGUCAUAUUUUGCAUGGUAUCGGAGUCACUUUUGAAAAUCUCAAUCAACUCAAUUUAGCACUUGACUAUUUUGAACGAGCGUUGACUAUCUAUGAUAAAAGUCUGCCGAAUGGAUAUCCAGGUUGA
Molecule: messenger RNA, 1173 nt
Organism: Rotaria sp. Silwood2
Lineage: Eukaryota; Metazoa; Rotifera; Eurotatoria; Philodinida; Philodinidae
Source: the annotation of a GenBank genome assembly